UUCCGUUUGGUGCCUUUCCUAAUGCCACCUGCAGGGGAGCCCCAAACAAAGCCCCCAUUGCUCGGCAGUGGGCUCCCAUUGCGGAAAUAAGAUUGAGUAGAGUCACUGGGGACAUGCUGAAUAUCUAUGUCUGAGGGUGUCUUUAAAACCAAGAGGUGGGGGGCUUCCCUGGUGGUGCAGUGGUUGAGAAUCUGCCUGCCAAUGCAGGGGACACGGGUUCGAGCCCUGGUCUGGGAAGAUCCCACAUGCCGUGGAGCAACUAAGCCCGUAAGCCACAACUACUGAGCCUGCGCGUCUGGAGCCUGUGCUCCGCAAAAAGAGAGGCCGUGAUAGUGAGAGGCCCACGCGCCACGAUGAAGAGUGGCCCCCGCUUGCCACAACUAGAGAAAGCCCUUGCACAGAAACGAAGACCCAACACAGCCAAAAAUAAAAAAAUAAAUUAAUUAAUUAAAAAAAAGAAAACAACCCAAGAGGGUUCUCAUCUGCUUGGAAUGUAACAGAAACAGGUCUUCCUGAAGGCAUGAGGUGGGAUUAAGUAAUCUUUCAGAAGUUCAUCCUAGCCCUGUGCUUGGAUACCCCAAGGGAACAAGGCAGUCUAGAAUCUUGGGGUCUGGGGACUGAUGAAUACUAUACUCUGGGGUCCAGAGUUGAUGGAAGAGGCAGAGAAUGUUUGGAGGUAAAGAUAAAAUGAAGAAGGAAGGAGUAAAACAAGGCAGGGCAACAGUAGCCUAAGAUCUUAACCUGCAUUUUCCAAUUUACAGAGAACUUGUAAUGCUUUAUCUCCUUUAUCGGAACAAUCAGACAAUCACGUCUGUGUGAGAUAAGGAAGGUGAUUAUCUUUAUCCAAGUUCGACAGAUAAGGAAACAGGUGCCUAGGGGCCCCAAGGAAGAGUAGCAGAGUCAAGGCUUAAAAGGAACAACCAGAAUUGAAAUCUCCAAAGGGGAAAGCUUGGCACCUCUAUUUAGAAAAAUCGCUACAUGCAGUUCUCAUUUGCAGCCAGAAUUGAGAACCAUCGACCUAGGCUUUCUGCCUACUAAGCCAGUGAAGUUUCCAGAACAUCUACUGUCCCUGUGGAAAGCCAUGUUAGUGCAUGUCCAGAGUUACAAGCUUCUGGAAAGUAGGCCAGUUUGAGGUACAUCUGGAAACAAAGAGGUAUUUUAGGAGAGCUUCAUCAAUUGUAUUCAAUCGUGAAAGGUGAGAACCUGGGCAACUCAAGGUGUCCUAGGUUGCCCCUGGAGAAAAGGGAUGUCGUGUACCUAAGGAAGACAGCACCUCCACUCCUCAGUUCAGCAACUUCCAUGGUCUUCCUGGAGAGGGGUCCCAGAAGGGCAGCCAGUAAGAGGCAUCUGGAAGCCCAGAGAGUACUAGGGAAGUGCUAGGCAUGCAGGUGAAUCUGGCAAGUUCAUGUUAAGAGUUUAGCCCAUUAUCAGGGCGAAGUUCUUGACUCAAUGGCUUAGGAGGCGUUUAUUUGCUUUUUCUAGCAACUCCACCCAGCCUCAGCAGGGGACACACUUCCCUCUGCAUUUCCUGCCACCUCUUCUAGUGGCAAAAGGUUCCAUUCCCACUUAGGUAAUGGAGGAUUUUUUGUAGGGAGCAGCCAGUUAAGAUGUAUGGAUUCCCGUGUUGCAUUAAACAGCCAUGAACAGGCUACAGAACAGAACACCUGGGUACUUCCUGGAAAGUACUUCCUCCAUCUUCUCAACAAAUCAGAUUCUCAAGACCAGCUGCUCCCCAACCUGGUUUAUUCUUUGUUCUAGGAGACAGUUCCCAAUGGACACAUACCUGUGAAAACACUCUCUAGUAAACAACUGCAUUGUUAUUGAAAUUUCGCUCUAAAAUCCCAAAGCCAGGUAAAGCCUAAUUGCCAGCUUUAAUGAUGGAGAAAUCCAGGCAUUAAAAACAAAAAACAAAAUAACAAAGCCCGAUUUCUUGCAUUGGUGGGUGUUUGGAAGAAUGAAGUGAAGCAUUAGGUCUUUUUAGUCUCUGUGGGCUUCCAGUGCUGUGCUCCCAUGAUAGCUCUUAGCAUGUCCCCCGAUGGCCUGCAACACAUUGCAUGCUGGUGCUGAAAACAUCGUGAGCGGCCUAGCUGGGUCUAGAACCACAGCAGCUUCGACUGCCUGCACACUUCCUUCUGUGGGGAAUGACCAGCACAAGCCCCUCUGAGAAGUCUUUGGGACUGUCUUUGUCUGAUAAGAGGUAGGGGCAUCCAUCCCCUCUGAGUUUACCCACCUGCUCUGUGACUCCUCUGUUAUCCCAGCCACAACCAACUGCAGCCUCAUGACCCUGUGGAGGUGGGGUGUGGGGUAUUAGAGGAGAUGGUACAGCGCAGGGGGCAAGGGCAGAUGUGCUCUCCAGGACAAGUACCAUCACUCACUGAGAGACUUUUCAAGACAAACACAGCUUCCCCUCUUCAGACUGGUGCAAGCUGAGGCACUGAAAGCCAUUAUUUUAGAAAACCACACACCGUCUUCCUAAUGGUCCCUUUGAUUUUGUGCUUGUGGAAAGUAACAGCCAAAGAGAGAAAUGUGAACAGUAACAUGUAUAUUCCAUUUGUAGUCUGAGUAAAGGGGACAUGCGCCCAGUCCUCUUCCUCAUCCUUCAGCCCUCGGCAGACCCUGACCUCUCAAUUGCACAAUUCAGAGCUCGGCACUCAGCAGGCGCUCUGUAACUGUCUGUGCCAAGUGAAAACAAUAUGCUGGGGCAAGUAGGAGUCAAUCUUGCAUCCCUCCCUGCCUUUUUUCCUCCCCGUCCAACCUUUGGGGCUCUGGUUUCCUGCAAGCGGUGAAUUAUUCAUGUCUGCUCAGAGAUAUCACAUUGGCCCUUCCUAGGUUGCCAACAGGGUGGAGCAGGGAGGUGGCUUUUUUCAGAGUCUGUAAAUAGGAGGAGCGACCUUCCUGUUCAAACAGCACUUAACGGGUAGAUGACUUUUUGCUAAGUCAUCCUGGGGAUGCUCAAAGUCCCAUUGUGAGAUACUUCCUGGCUCCUCCUUCCUCCCCACCCCUUUAAUAGACCCUUAAGUGGGGUCACACUGCUCUGCCACUCACUCUGCACUCGCACCAUGGCUUACGUUGCCAAGUCCUUCUACGACCUCAGUGCUAUCAGCCUAGAUGGGGAGAAGGUAGAUUUCAAUACAUUCCGAGGCAGGGCAGUGCUGAUUGAGAACGUGGCCUCGCUCUGAGGCACAACCACCCGGGACUUCACCCAACUCAACGAGCUGCAAUGCCGCUUUCCCAGGCGCCUGGUGGUUCUUGGCUUCCCUUGCAACCAAUUUGGACAUCAGGAGAACUGUCAGAAUGAGGAGAUCCUGAACAGCCUCAAGUACGUCCGCCCUGGGGGUGGAUUCCAGCCCACCUUUACCCUUAUCCAAAAGUGUGAUGUGAAUGGUCAGAAUGAGCAUCCUGUCUUCACCUACCUGAAGGAUAAGCUCCCCUACCCUUACGACGACCCGUUUUCCCUCAUGACCGAUCCCAAGUUCAUCAUUUGGAGCCCUGUGCACCGCUCAGAUGUGUCUUGGAACUUUGAGAAGUUCCUCGUCGGGCCAGAGGGGGAGCCCUUCCGACGCUACAGCCGCACCUUCCCGACCAUCAACAUCGAGCCUGACAUCAAGCGCCUCCUCAAAGUUGCCAUAUAAACACCAGCAGAUCUCCUACUUCCUCCUGCCCCUGAGCGUCUUUCCUGAGCAUUCAGUGUGCCCUCAGGAGACUCUGCUGGGCCCGGGCUUUCCCUUCAGAUCAGUCCCCUGCAUUGAAGAGCCUUGCCUUUCUGGUUUGCCUGUUUCCUUUCCUUGCCCCCAAACUUGUGGUUGGUGAUUCAACCUGGGGCUCCAAGACGGGUGGGCUCUGAGCCUUCAGAGUGAUGGCGCCUUCCUAAAGCUGUAUGGGAGGUGUCUGAGAAGUGUGAGGGUCCAGAGCCAGCCUUCUGGCUGAGUCCAAUAAAGGGCAGGUGU
Messenger RNA from Globicephala melas (long-finned pilot whale), 3947 nucleotides. It is a transcript of the gene GPX2, whose product is annotated as glutathione peroxidase 2. The record is from RefSeq and is a predicted model, not a curated record. NCBI's taxonomy places the organism in Eukaryota, Metazoa, Chordata, Mammalia, Artiodactyla, Delphinidae. Gene Ontology annotation, molecular function: glutathione peroxidase activity. Gene Ontology annotation, biological process: response to oxidative stress.